Amphiprion ocellaris (clown anemonefish) is the source of this 2082-nucleotide messenger RNA. RefSeq names its product zinc finger protein 595-like. Gene Ontology annotation, molecular function: RNA polymerase II cis-regulatory region sequence-specific DNA binding; DNA-binding transcription factor activity, RNA polymerase II-specific. Gene Ontology annotation, biological process: regulation of DNA-templated transcription. The coding region runs from base 71 to 1105 and encodes 344 amino acids. The transcript is spliced from 5 exons. The record is from RefSeq and is a predicted model, not a curated record. Lineage: Eukaryota; Metazoa; Chordata; Actinopteri; Pomacentridae.
CUCUUCUUCGCGGCUUCAUUUCGUUGGACGCGUCGGUCGAACGCUUCACGUGGCGUAUAAAUGCAUCACAAUGAAUGUGUUGAAGAUAGAGCAAGUUGUUGUUGGAGGUGAGAGGAGGUCCAACUCUGCAGAGAUCAAGUCUGAGCCCGUGGUCCCCCCUGUGCAGCCCUAUCAGCAUGACAGUCUGCAGUGUUUUCAGUGCUUCAUCACGUUCUGUAACUCCAAAGCCAAGGAGAGACACAUGAGGAAGAGUCAUCGGGACCAGUACAAACAGCAGCUGCAGCAGACUAAUACAGUCUUCACUUGCUACAAGUGUGACAAGUGUUUCUCCUCCUCUGAGGAGCUCAGCCAGCAUCAGGCCACCCACAGCACAGAGGAGAAGCCUUUCUGCUGCCUCUACUGCCGCAAAAGCUUCUUCACCUUUACAGAGCUGAACAAACACAGACGACAUGAAUGCGUAGAACGACGGUGCCCAUGCAGGGACUGUGGCGCUUUGUUCCCCAGUCCCUCACGACUUCGCAACCAUCGCAUCGCAGUGCACCCCCAGCGCCCCGCCGUGGCCAACGACAUCAACACCUUUCAGUGCUGCAAAUGUGGUCAAGGUUUCCAGACAGAAGAAGAGCUCCUGCAGCACCAAGAGAAAUUUGCAAGUGAACUAAACUGUGAUGCUAAGCCACAAGGCAAGAAACGGGGCCGUAAACCCAAGAAUGCAGCUCAGGGGGGGAUGGUGGACAGCAAGAAGAUUAAACAAGAAGAGGAAGCAGAGGGAUCCGAAGAAUGCAAUGACUCUCCAACAGAGGGUUGCUCCUCCGCUGAGCUCCAAAUUCCCUGUCCUGAGGCAGGUUGUGAUCUCACAUUCCCAUCUGUUGCAGCCCUGAGGGUGCACAAGAGGGAGAAACUUGGACUCCCCGCCCACAAGACUGACACAUUCACACAGAGCGAUGACAGUGAUUCUCAGUCCGAGCAGCUUAAAGCUCACAUGGCCAGUGCUCAGAACUCUGGACACACCUGCCCAACCUGUGGAAAGAGCUUUCCCAGAGAGAGCACCCUUAAGGCCCAUCAGAACACCCACACCGAGGGAGAGGAUGAAGCAGAAAAAAGAUAAUAUAUCGGAAAAAGACUGUAACCUCGUUCUACAUCAUUCACUUAAAUGAUUGUCGGUGUGAAUAUUUUAAGGUGAGAGUUUGGUGAAGGUUAUGCAACACAGUUUUUUUAAUUGCUUUUACAAAGACUGCCUACACCUGUGAAUAAAAAUCUCUACUGUUCUGUACAUAAUUAUGACUUACACCGAUCGGCCACAUUAUGACCACUGGCAGGUGAAGGAAAUAACAUUGAUCAUGUUGGUUUUAUGUGGUGUUCUGUUGGAAAACCUUGGAUUUUGGCAUCCAUGUUGACGAGACUUAGACACCCAAAUAAACCCAGAACAAGCACACAUCCCUCAUGCAAACAGCAAUCCUAAACAUCACUGGCCUACCCCUGCAGGAAAAUGCACCCCAACACAUCACAAAAACAUCAGUCAGAAACAUCUUGGGGAACAUGACAGUCACCCAAGAUGUUGAUUUGACCUCCAAACUUCUUAGACCCCAUUCUGAUCAAGCAGGAUGCAGUGGAACAAGUUUGAUUCCCAGAGGCCCCACAACACAACCCAGAGCACCCAAAGGAACCACUGCCAUGGUUCAGAGCAUUUUUGACCACAUAAGGGGGACCAACACAAUAUUAGGCAGGCGGUCAUAAUGUUAUGCCUGAUUGCUGUAUGUCUAUUGUGAAAUCAAGACCUUUUAUUUGCUGUCCUUAUUACCUCUAUUCUACCUGAAAUGUUUUACAUUCAUUGUGGAAUAACAAGCUAAUUCUCUCUUAAACGUGGGAAUGUUUUAUAUUUAUCUGAACUGUUUUAUUUUCAGGAAAACUCAUAAAUGUGACAGUUACACAGAAGAACUACGUCUUAAGAAAAUAUAAUCAGAAAACGCACCAGUGUAUAGGAUUGUCUACUGUGGGACCUCGGUGAUGUUGUCUUCAGGUCCUUUUAUCUCUUUCCAGAAGUAGAUGGUUGUUGCAUUAAACAAUACUCACGUUUCUGUGGAA